AUGUUGCGUUCUCAUUUUGAGUUCGCUUAUGUUCUUAACUUCAUUAUCUUCAUAUCCUUUGUAUCUUCAGCAUCAUUUGGUGAUUUCUGUUCAAAUGAUUUAUCUUGUCAUUAUCCUUUAAUUUGUUCUAAUUCAAGUAAUAAAUGUAUCUGUCCAUUAUCAUCAUCUGUAACAUUUUGGAAUGUAGAACAAAAUUCAUGUCUAUUUUGUCCAUAUGGAUGGAUUGAAUGGCAAAAUGAGACAUGUCUUUUAUUUAUACAACCACCAGAUGGUGGUAUCGCACGUGAAAAAGCAAAAAAUGCUUGUUUAACAUAUUCAGGACAAUUAUUACAAAUUGAUUAUUAUCAAGAUUAUAUAGAAUUUCAAUAUAAAAUAAAUACUUUAUUACAAGGUGAACAUGUUAAUGAACUGAAUGAAUUCUUAAGUAACGGUAUUUGGAUUAAUUUUACUGAUUAUACAAAUUGGAUGAAUUCAUAUGAAUGGUGUGAUAUGGAAUAUGAAAAUGAUACAUGGUUAUGGAAUGAUUGUAUUCGUAUAACAAAACAAUUUUCAAAUAAUAAAAUGAAUACAUCACUUUGUUUAAGUCAUGUACAAUGUAAUGAAAAAUUAUCAUAUAUUUGUGAGAAAUUAGCAAUUAUUCAAAAUGAUAUUACUAAUGAUAACAGAUUAUUUGGUUUAAUUGGUGGUCUUGUCGGAAAUCUAUUUGGUUCGAAACCACAACCUCCACCACCUCCACCACCACCACCAGAGCCAAUUAUUAUUUAUCAUACAAAUCCUCCAAAGACAGAAAUAGAACAACCGUUACCACAAACUUCAAAAUCAAAUAAUACAAUACUUUACAUUAGCAUUGCCGCCGUUGUUGUUCUCAUUUUAAUUAUAAUACUUUGUUGUUGUUUUUGUGGUGGUUUUCUUCUUUUGAAAAGUGACAAUAGUUCAACUACAACACCACGACCAUCACGCUUUCAUCGACGACAUGAUAGAACUAGUGUCGAUUCGACUGCUAGUGAUGCUACAUAUUGA
Messenger RNA from Rotaria sp. Silwood1, 1020 nucleotides. NCBI's taxonomy places the organism in Eukaryota, Metazoa, Rotifera, Eurotatoria, Philodinida, Philodinidae. The record is from the annotation of a GenBank genome assembly.